Solanum verrucosum is the source of this 1122-nucleotide messenger RNA. Its product is annotated as GDSL esterase/lipase 5-like. The record is from RefSeq and is a predicted model, not a curated record. The transcript has 5 exons. The coding region runs from base 1 to 1122 and encodes 373 amino acids. Gene Ontology annotation, molecular function: hydrolase activity, acting on ester bonds. Lineage: Eukaryota; Viridiplantae; Streptophyta; Magnoliopsida; Solanales; Solanaceae.
AUGGCUAUCAACUCGAACUUGUUUCAUGGCUUCAUUUGCAUUUUGGUUGCACUAAUAUUAUUAGGGUGUGUUGAGUGCAAUAGAAAACUAGCUGAUACGGCAUCCCUCUUUGUGUUCGGUGAUUCGAUACUGGAUCCUGGGAAUAAUAAUUAUAUCAACACUACUAGUGACUAUCAAUCAAAUUGGUGGCCUUAUGGUGAAUCAUUCUUCAAAUAUCCAACUGGUAGACCUUCUAAUGGGCGUCUCAUAUCUGAUUUUAUAGCGGAAUACGCUAAUUUGCCACUCAUUCCAUCUUAUUUCCAAAUUGACAAGGAAGGAUUUAUUGAUGGAGUCAAUUUUGCUUCAAGCUUAUCUGGUUCUCUCGUAGAAACCAACCGUGGUCAUGUAAUAAACCUUAAAACACAAUUGAAAUAUUUCAAGAAGGUGACAAAAUUGUUAAAUAAUAAAGUGGGAGACAAGCAGUCCAAAAAACUCAUCUCAAAUGCUGUUUACAUGUUUAGUACUGGAACAGUUGACUAUGGUGAAGCUUUUCGAAGUAGCCCUGAUUUAAUUCACUUUCCAUAUCCUAAACAACAAUUUGUAGAAAUGGUAUUAUCAAAUUUCACAUCCGUUUUGAAGGAAAUUUACAAAAAAGGAGGAAGAAAAUUUGCCAUAUUUACUUUGAUUCCCUUAGGUUGUUUUCCAGGUGCUAGGGCUUUUACCUUUCAACAAAACAAGAGUGGUGAAUGCAUAAAUGAACUAAAUGAGAUACUGAAAAUGCAUAGUUUGGCUCUUCCGAAAACGAUGAAGAAAUUACAAGAUGAAUUAGCAGGAUUUAAGUAUACAUUGUUUGAUCUAUAUGAAGUAAUUGAUCAAAGAAUCAACCAUCCUUUGAAAUUUGGGUUUGAAGUAUCAAAGAAGGCAUGUUGUGGUACAGGACCCUUUCGAGGAAUUAACAGUUGUGGAGGAAAGAGGCAAGUUAAAGAGUACCAACUUUGCAAAAAUCCCAAAGAUUAUGUAUUUUUCGAUGCUUCGCAUCCCUCACAAUCCACCUACCAACAGUCUGCUAAACUGUUAUGGCAUGGCGAUCCGCAUGUCACUAAACCUCAUGGCCUAAAAUCUUUUUUCGAAUUUUCAGGCUAA